CACACGCACGCAAAACGCGCUGGAGAUCGAGUUUACAAGUAGGUUGUGUGUACACGGUUGGACACUAGCUACUAUGGUACUAAGUAUACGUAGUGUACCUGGGCUUGGCUAGAGAUAGUAUUCGAGCGGUUGCUGCAAUUGCACUGUACCAAGAGGAAGACUUAUUACUAAUUAAAUAAAUUUAUGUUGCUGUUAACCCGUAGGGGUUAAAUUUGACAUUGCAAGAAUCACUGAAUAUUAUUAUUAGUCUGUACAUGUGGUAUUUUCGGUAUGUGAAGUGCAGCAGCGUGUUGGUUGUUACUACAUUUACAUGUAAUACUAUACACUCUAAAUUAAUUACCAUAUUCGCCCGUAAUAACGCUCUGGGCGUAUAGAAAAGAAACCCUUUUUUUCUGGGCGUAUACUAGGGCAUGGGCGUUAUUUUGGUCCUAGGCGUAUGUAUACAUGGUCACUAAAUGUUGUCGUCUGGCCAGUCAUCAUCUAACUAGAUACUUGAAGACAGAAAUACCACAAAUGCUUGCAAUUAUCCAUUUGCAAGAUCUAAGGUACUGGUAUCCAUUCAGCAUCAACAUACACGCAGACACUAACAGUAUACACACGUGGUCGGGCCUGAAGCCCGUCAAGAGCAUCAGGGGCGGUAAUUGCAACGAAGACAUGAGUCUAGCGGCAAGCACUCUCACUCAACAUUGACACCAGCUCAUCAAACGCACACAGACGGAGACGAAUGUUCUGCGGACCCAUUUUGUUUUGUCUGCUCAUACGGGCAUGGGCGUUAUUUCGGUAUGGGCGUUAUUACGGGCGAAUACGGUAUUACUAAUUAGUAGACAAUCUGUUGACAUCACUCAUCACCAUCUAGACGUGAUCGCCUUGAAACACCCACAGCUCUGAUGAGUGGUGCAGUGGUGAUAGAGGAACUACGAAACAGUGAUGUAGAGUACGUAGACGUUUAGUGCUCACGAACAGAAAGUGUGGGGAUGUUACUACAGUACAGUGUAUACAUCUGGGGACGGCAAAGACAGUGCGUACGCAUCUGGCCUCAAUUCUAUGCAUCUGGUGUUUUGCUUUCUGUGGGUUGUGCAAGAGACCUUCUCCGUGGUCAUGACACCGUCUAGUUUGCUGGAAUCUCGGUUGUAAGGUUUGAUGCUAAUAUCCGCGGUGCCUAGUCGUAUAUUUGUGUAGUAGUGUCAAAGGUCGCGGUAAAGAAUACGACAGUUCAUUUCUAGUUCGAUAUUUGCAUAUCCGGAGAGCAUGGUCAGAGAAUGCACUGCGAGCCCUUUGAGCGGAAGUGGGAACAUGACGUUGCCCGGCUAACUCCAGACCGACGGUUUUCUCACCUUGUAAAUAGCUAGUUUGCACAAGCUCAUUGUGUACGUGUUACCCAUCUACUCGACCGUCUGGUGUUACAGACACUUCAGUGUUGCCAACUGUCUGAUACGGAGACUUACAGUGUACUGUAGCGUCGAUGAUCGAGGUCUUGCUAUGACGCACUCUCGGUCUGGUUGCGUCUUCAAUCAACAAGUCACAAGGAAACCUUGGGCAGAUGUAGGGUCUAGGCUACGCAAUCUACACCACCAUUACGUCAUGUGGGGUUUCCCUGUAAUUAUAUUAGUGCCCAUAUCCGCGGUCUGCUUGAUCUCCUCGUGGAAACGUCGGCUAUUUUGAGUCUGGUGGGAUAUACCAAGCCAUUAGCCUGUUUGGAAGUUUAGCGAUUAGCAUAAUUAAUACAUCCUGCCAUGAUGGUAUUUAUGCUGGAGAUUUGGUGCCUGUCAGACAGUUCACUGGUAAAGCAGCUCCACUGACAAUAGGAGAUGAACGUGAUUGGAUUGAAGAUACUGCUCAGUUGCCUUAUUAUCACUACAUCUUGGAUUAGUGCUGCUCCCGUUAUGAAACAAAGCGCCUACAGAUACAAGUACUCACAACUGUUGCUUGUAGAGAAAGAAUCAGACAGUCCACUGAGGACAGAAGAGUUAGAGACAGCAAUAGCUAAUGAUAACUUUCAUUCUCAACUGCAGACAGUUCUUGAUGAUUUCAAGUCCCAAUUACAACUCAUGUUUUCUAGUAACAAGCAAUCGGUUCAACCAAAGGAGAAUGUAGAAGACAAUGAUACUCGUUUACCAGCUGGAACGUCUACAUCUUUACCUCAAAUUAAACGAGCAAUAUUUGGAGGCAGAGACACAAAUUCUCCCAUUCAGGAUACUGAAGGCAAAUCAGUCUGUCAAGAUGAAUGGACUGCGCCCUGGCAGGUCGGACUGAUGCUUUUAACUCCAGAUAACCACACAAAACGUUGUGGUGGUGUGCUAGUUCACAAACGAUGGGUCUUAACAGCAGCACACUGUCUUACCAACAUGACUAUGGUUCUAGCAAUGGUUGGAUCCAAGAACUAUUUUAGUGGAUUUCUUGAGGGCAAGGGCCAAGUUUUUCGUGUGACAAAAACCAUUGUUCAUGAUGAAUACACAGCAAGCAGUGACUCUCAACCACCACAACAUGACAUUGCUCUUCUGGAACUAGAAGCUGACGUUGUACUUGGAUCUGACACUAAUACUGCAGUCAUCCCCAAGCGCAAUACUCCUCUUGUGAACUCUAAUACUGAAAUGGUUAUUACAGGAUGGGGCAUUACCGAAAAAAGCCCAUUGCAGCCAGAGGAGUUGUAUUGUGCUAAAGUUCCUAUUGUUGCAAGAGAAGACUGUGAAGAGGCUUACAAGAAGCAAGGCGUCAACAUUCGCAACAGUCACCUAUGUACUGGUUAUGAAUCUGGUGGUGUAGGUGCCUGUAAUGGCGACAGUGGAGGAGGGUUGAUGCAUGUCGACUCAAACGGAAAGAACACGGUGAUCGGACUCAUUAGCUGGUCAAAGGGAUGUGGUGAACAUUAUACUGUCUACACUGACGUUCAGAAACACAGACCUUGGAUAUUGCGUGAAGUUCCAGAAUUAGGCAAGAAGUAAAUCAGUUCACCACGAACGUCUCUUAUAUGUUACUUUGAAUACAAACUUUUGUAUAUAACAUUAUUUUUGACUUAGUGGUCACAUGCUAUUGUUAUUUCUAUUUGUUUACUAUUGAAUACUGUACAGAUUUGAUUAUUUAAAGAUUUAUAGUAUUUAUUUAUAACUAUAACAUGAUUUACUUUGAUAAAACCUCGCUAAUCUUAUAUCUGAAGUUGUAUGUGCAGCAGUCUAUAUCAGGGAGUGCGGUAUAGCACUCCCUAUGUAGGGAUGCGAAGAAUCUAA
Molecule: messenger RNA, 3224 nt
Organism: Corticium candelabrum
Lineage: Eukaryota; Metazoa; Porifera; Homoscleromorpha; Homosclerophorida; Plakinidae
Product: trypsin 5G1-like
Exons: 2
Coding region: 1809-2942 (377 amino acids)
Biological process (GO): proteolysis
Molecular function (GO): serine-type endopeptidase activity
Source: RefSeq, a predicted model, not a curated record